This is a messenger RNA of Vigna unguiculata (cowpea), 1512 nucleotides long. RefSeq lists its product as uncharacterized. Lineage: Eukaryota; Viridiplantae; Streptophyta; Magnoliopsida; Fabales; Fabaceae. The record is from RefSeq and is a predicted model, not a curated record.
CUGGUUUGUGUUGAUGAUUUGGACUGAUAGUUGCCAUCAGUCACCAUCUGAUCUUCCAUUCUUGUCUUUUUCAAUUUCUGUUUUUUCUUCUUUCCCUUUCUUUCUCCUCUCUUCUACUUCCUUCCACACUCCAAAACGCACACACAAAUCAGAUCAACUGAAUUUCCUUCAGUCUCUGUCUGUCUCUCAUGGAUGAUCCUCCCAAACACCGCCUCCUAACUCUCCUAAACGCUCUCAAAGAAGCUUCCAAAGCACUUCACACCAACUCCAACCCUUUCUCCUUCCUCUUCCCAACAGAUUCCAGCGCCGCCAUUGACACGCUCCUCGACCUCGAAGCCAAGGCCCACGCCGCCUUCUCCUCCGACCCGAACCUCAGCAAUCUCUCCCGCAUCCUCUCCUCCCUGCCCACCCUAAUCGAUAAACUCCACAAGCAUCGCGGCUACUUCCCACGAUCCCUCCUCCAACGUCACCUCACCAAAUGCAAGAUAUCCCACCUCGCCAGCGCCAUCCAGUCCGAAAUCCAAAAGUACAUCGACCGCGUCGCCGUUCGCGAUCUCGUCGACGCGCUGCAGGAGCCGCCGUUGCGGCACGACGAAGAACAGCGCCAGCUCAAGGCUCUCGCCGAGUUCCGCCAGAGACUCUCCCAGGGCUUCGAUUUAGAGUUCCAGGACCUGGUUCUGCGCGCGAAGGUGUUCACGCUCUUGGAGUGCGUGCUGUUCGAGAAGUCGAAUUCGAGUUCGAAGCGCGUGAAAGAGGAAGCUGCCAUGACCAUAGCAGCGCUGGUGAAGUUCAACAAGAACGUGUUCGUCGGGCUGGUGCUGAUGGGCCCCACCAUCAAGGCCUUGAUAGCGAUGGCUUCCGAGUGCUCCGUUCGCGUUCUGUCGUCGCUGAUUAAUUUCAUUCGAAGCCCUUUGGUUGAUGAGAUUCUGUGCAGCGGAGAGAUCCCCAAAAUUAUAGGGUUUCUGCGUUCGAUGGAAUUAGGGCUUCGCGUUGCGGCGUUGGAGUGCGUUUUGGAAUUGGGAUAUAUAGGGAGAAGGGAAGUGGUGGAAGCGAUGGUGAAAGAGGGAGUGGUUGAAAUUCUAAUGGACUUGCAAAGAGAGGGGUGUAGUGAGUGUGAUUGUGAUUUGGCGUUUGGGAAUUGUGUUUCGAGGUUUGCGAUUCAAGUGGAAGUAGGCGAGGGUUUAAGCGCGGAAGAGAAAAGAGAGGUUAAAUCAGAAAUACUGAGGAUUGUGAAGGAAGUUUCGGCGACUGAGGCAGAGUUUGCGACUGUUAGCGCUGAAAUUCUGUGGGGUUCUUCGCCUUAAAUUGUCCACCUUUUCUAUUCAACGUGUUGGUCUGAACUCUAAGUUUGGUUGAGAAUUUAUUCGUGUGUAUAUCAGAACAAUAAAACCAAGGUGGAUUUUUGAGGUUGUGCUAGAUUCACUAGUAUUCAUAUAAAAUCAGCACAUUUCACCUUUUUGUAUCUCCUACAAAGUCCCAGAUAUUUCAAUCAAUUGCAGUGAUCCAAUCAAA